AUGUCUUCUAGUUCCACUUCUUCACUUGAUUUUUGGAUCAGAGAGCUUGAGAAUCCCACACUCUCGAUUUUGCCUACUGACUAUCUUAUUAGACAAGAUAAGCAGCCAAAAGAAGCUUCAUACAGCACCUUCAAUGAUUCAUCUUCAUCUAAUCAAAUCCUAGAUUCGUUUUUACUUGGUUUAGCAGUCUUUUCUGUUUUAAUUUACAGACUAACUGGUGAUGAUGAUAUUAUAAUUUUAACAAAUAACCCAACCAACCCUGCUUCUGGAAACUUUAUUUUAAGAAUUAACAUCUCCUCUCCUGAUUUAUCCUUUGCAAAGUUCUACAAACUCGUCAAAUCUAAAUAUUAUGAGAUUAUAAAUAAGCCAUUAGAUUUUGAGGAAUACUUGGGUCAUUUGAUCAAGGAAAAUGAUUUACCUGCACCUUCUGGAUUGUUUAAACUAUCGUUUCUAUCUGCCCCAACUAUUGAAUCAGAAAAGCUAUCUUCUGAAAUUAACGGAUCUCAAAAUGAUUUGGUAGUUUACUUCAACCCAUCUUCAAAAACCGCUUCAUUCAACAUUGUUUAUAAUUCGCUUUUAUAUAAAAAAGAAAGAAUCAUUAUUUUAUCCGAACAAUUUCAGGCGUUUUUCAAAUCCAUCUCUUACCAUUUUGAUUCUAUUAUAACUCACACAAACCUAAUCACUAAAUCUCAAAAGUCUUUGAUUCCAAAUCCAACGAAUGAUUUAACCUGGAAUAACUUCAUUGGUUGUAUCCAUAAUAUUUUCGAAAGAAAUGCUUCAAUUUUCCCUCACAGAAAAUGUGUAAUUGAGACUCAAUCGGUUGCAAAUCACAACUCUCAUAAAAAUGAUCGAAUUUUUACUUACCAACAAAUUGACCAAGCUUCCAAUGUUGCUGCUCAUUAUUUGAUAAAAAAUGGUAUCAAACGAGGUGAUAUCAUAAUGAUUUAUUCUUCAAGAUCUGUUGACUUGAUGAUUUCUGUUUUAGCUAUCCUAAAAGCCGGUGGUACCUUCUGUGUGAUUGACCCAGCCUAUCCUCCUGAAAGACAAACAAUCUAUCUUGAUGUUGCCAAACCCAAGGGAUUGAUUGUAUUAAAAAAAGCAGGUACUUUGGACCAGUACGUUAAAAAUUUUAUUAAUGAGAACCUUCAACUCAUCUCAAUGAUUCCAGCUUUAGAGAUUGCUGAUAAUGGUACACUUCUUGGUGGGGUUCCAGCCGAUUCUUCUAAGGAUUUAUUUGUGGAUUACCAACUGUAUAAAUCUCUUUCUACAAAUGUGGUUCUAGGUCCAGAUUCAAAUCCAACUUUGGCAUUUACCUCUGGUUCUGAAGGUAUUCCUAAAGGUGUCUUGGGUCGUCAUAUGUCAUUAGCUUACUAUUUUCCAUGGAUGGCUAACCAGUUUAACCUAUCUGAAAAUGAUAAAUUUACAAUGUUAUCCGGUAUUGCUCAUGAUCCAAUUCAAAGAGAUAUGUUUACUCCUUUAUUCCUUGGUGCUCAAUUAUUAGUUCCCACUGAAGAUGAUAUUGGUACUCCUGGUAGAUUAGCCAAAUGGAUGCAAAAAUAUAAAGCUACUGUUACUCAUUUGACACCAGCAAUGGGUCAAGUUUUAACCUCACAGGCACUGACUGAGAUUCCUACCUUGCAUCAUGCAUUUUUUGUUGGUGAUAUUUUAACCAAGCGUGAUUGUCUUCGUUUGCAGAAUUUGGCUCAUAAUUGCAAUAUUGUGAACAUGUAUGGUACAACUGAGACCCAAAGGGCUGUCUCUUUUUUUGAAAUUACUUCCAGAAGUAAAGAUCCUAAUUUCUUAAAAAAUUUAAAGGAUAUCAUGCCAGCUGGUAAAGGAAUGUAUGAUGUUCAAGUUUUAGUUGUAAAUAGAAAUAACACAUCUCAACUAGCUGCUGUUGGAGAAGUUGGAGAAAUAUAUGUUCGUGCUUCUGGCUUGGCUGAAUGCUAUAAGGGUUUGCCAGAAGUCAAUCGAGAAAAGUUUGUGCAAAACUGGUUUGUUGACAAUAACCACUGGAUUGAGUAUGAGAAAGCUGCAAUUAAUUAUGACAAAAUUUCAAACCAGCCAUGGUAUCAAUUUUAUCUAGGCCCAAGGGAUAGGUUGUACCGAAGUGGGGAUCUUGGUAGGUACAUGGUUGAUGGAAAUGUUGAAUGCUGUGGUAGAGCAGAUGAUCAAAUCAAAAUAAGAGGGUUUAGAAUUGAAUUGGGUGAGAUUGACACCAACUUAUCACAACAUAAAUUGAUUCGUGAAAACAAAACUAUUGUUAAGAGAAACUCGGAUAAUGAAAAUUACCUAAUUUCCUAUAUAGUUUUGCACCAUGACUCUAAAGAUUUGGCCUCUUUUGAAAAUCAAGAAGCUUAUUCGUUGCUUGCUGCCGAAGAACCAAACAAAAAAGACGAUCUUGUUAUUAAAGGAGUAUUAGUUUACAAUGAACUAAUCAAAGACAUCAAAUCAUUUUUGAAAAAAAAGCUAGCCGUUUAUGCAAUUCCUACUUAUAUUAUUCCUCUUGAUAAGUUACCAUUGAAUCCAAAUGGAAAAAUCGAUAAGCCAAAAUUACCAUUACCAGAUUCAAAAAGAUUAUUGACCAUUACCAAAUAUCUUUCCGUUGCCAAUGUAGAUAACGACGAAGAAAUGACAGAUUUAGAAAAAACAAUUAGAGACUGUUGGGCUGAAGUAUUGCCUGAUAAUGUUAUUCAACUUGAUGAUUCGUUUUUUGACAUUGGUGGCCACAGUAUUCUUGCUACAAGAAUGAUAUUUCAAGUGAGAAAGAAACUAAAUAUUGACUUACCUUUAGGUACAAUAUUUAAACACCCUGUUCUUAAAACAUUUUCAAACCAGGUCAAACAAAUGUUAAAUGACUCUUCACUCAAUGAAGGUGAUGAAUCUGACAAUGAAGUUCUCAGUUAUUCUGAUGAUGCAAAUAAUAUAGUCAAAACUUUAUUAGAAAAAGAUUUUUCGAGAAAAAUUGGGCCAUUAAAGAAAGGAGAUUCCAUCAAUGUUUUUGUAACUGGGGUUACAGGUUUUGUUGGUUCGUAUAUUUUAUCAGACUUAUUAAAUGAAAACAGAUUAGGUCAUAAUAAAAUUACCGUAUUUGCUCAUGUCAGGGCUGAAACAGAAGUUAAGGGUUUAGAAAGAAUUAAAAAAGCAUGUAAAACAUAUGGUGUAUGGAAAGAUUCUUUCGAGAAUAGUAUCAAAAUUGUUCUUGGUGAUUUGUCACAGCCCCAUUUUGGUUAUAAGAGCAAAGAAAAAUUUAUUAAUCUUGUCAGUGAUUUUGAUUACAUUAUUCAUAACGGUGCAUUAGUUCAUUGGGGUUAUUCUUACUCAAAGCUAAGGGAUUCUAACGUUAUCUCUACUGUUCGCCUUCUUAAUAUUUGCAAAAUUGGAAAACCCAAAGUUUUUUCAUUCGUUUCUUCAACUUCCACAAUUGAUACAAAUCAUUAUUUUGAUUUAUCUGACAAAUUAAUUCAAGAAGGUAAAAAUGGUAUUCUUGAGUCUGAUUCAUUGUCUGGCUCUGCUACUGGGCUCGGAACUGGUUAUGGACAGAGUAAAUGGGCAGCUGAAUAUAUAGUUAGACAGGCUGGUGAACGAGGUCUUACUGGCUCUAUCAUCAGACCUGGGUAUAUUGGUGGUGAUAUUGAAUCAGGUUGUUCGAACACUGAUGAUUUUCUCUUAAGAAUGUUGAAAGGUUGUUUGCAAAUUGGGUACUUUCCUCAAAUAUCCAAUAGUGUCAAUUAUGUACCUGUUAACCAUGUUGCUAGAAUUGUUGUUGCUGCAACAUUUAAUGCUGAUAAAGGUGUUAAGGUGUGUCAUGUAACUGGGCAUCCAAGAAUAAUAUUUGAAGAAAUGAUAGGCUCAUUAUCACAUUAUGGUUAUGAAGUUCAGUCUGUUUCUUAUGAUAGUUGGACUAAACAUUUGGAAAAAUCUGUCAUUGAUGAAAAUAAGGAUAAUGCAUUGUAUCCAUUGUUACAUUUUGUUUUGGACGAUUUACCAACAGAUACCAAGGCUCCUGAAUUAGAUGAUUUAAACACAUUAAAGUAUUUGAAACAUGAUUCACAAUUCACAGGUGUCGAUGUCUCUGCUGGGAAAGGUGUUGACUUAAAACAAAUGGGUAUUUAUAUCAGUUACUUAAACACUAUUGGUUUCGUAGAUUCACCAGCAGAGAAAGGGAAGUUACCAGAUAUAAAACUAUCUGGGGAAACUAUUAAUUUGGCAAAAUCAGGAGCAGGAUCUCGUGGAAGUGCUGGAAAGGAAUGA
Messenger RNA from Ascoidea rubescens DSM 1968, 4254 nucleotides. It is a transcript of the gene LYS2, whose product is annotated as L-aminoadipate-semialdehyde dehydrogenase. The coding region runs from base 1 to 4254 and encodes 1417 amino acids. The transcript is spliced from 2 exons. NCBI's taxonomy places the organism in Eukaryota, Fungi, Ascomycota, Saccharomycetes, Ascoideales, Ascoideaceae. Gene Ontology annotation, molecular function: L-aminoadipate-semialdehyde dehydrogenase [NAD(P)+] activity. Gene Ontology annotation, biological process: L-lysine biosynthetic process. The record is from RefSeq and is a predicted model, not a curated record.